This is a messenger RNA of Carassius carassius (crucian carp), 2720 nucleotides long. RefSeq names its product sprouty related EVH1 domain containing 1 (gene spred1). Bases 585 to 1811 code for a protein of 408 amino acids. Gene Ontology annotation, molecular function: protein kinase binding. NCBI's taxonomy places the organism in Eukaryota, Metazoa, Chordata, Actinopteri, Cypriniformes, Cyprinidae. Gene Ontology annotation, biological process: multicellular organism development; negative regulation of MAPK cascade. The transcript has 6 exons. Gene Ontology annotation, cellular component: membrane. The record is from RefSeq and is a predicted model, not a curated record.
GAGGCGGAUGAGGAAGGAUGAAGUCCGGCUGGAUGGAAUGAGCGGCGGAGGGAUCCAUGUUCUUGCGCUCAGGCCAUCCGCUCUUCCGCCCAGUUUUCCGAUGUGAUCCGUCUGCGCUGAAAUGGAGUUCGCGUAAAGCAGAUCCCACAAACUUCCCAGGAAGAAUUCCCAUCGCGCGGCACGUUCCUCUCACGGAUUCUGUCCCAAUCUUAGACUCUGGUUCCCGAGGAGUGGACAGCAGCGGGCUCUUCGUCCCAUCGCUGCACUUCUUUCGAGGGAAGUUGUCGCCUGAUCGGCUCGUGUGGAUUUUCCUAACUCGGUUUCGCUGGGUUUGGUUGGUGGGAUCAGGAUGAGGAAGGCUUCGAUGGUUUCCCCUCUGGAUGUGAUUUCUCGGUCAGGGUCGAAGUGUCGCUUCCAGUGCUUCCACACUCCCUUCCCGUUCUGAGUCCUGCAGAGAGGCUCUUCCCUCGAUGAUGGCCUUUCAUGCUGCUUUCACCGACAACAUGGAGAUAUCUGCGCUUUAUUUCCCCGCCGUGAGUGCGAGCUCGAGCAUAUUUUCAGGAUUUGGAUCCCCGUGAGAAAAAAUGAGCGAAGAAUCAAAUCCAAACAGCGAGGAGAGUUAUGCGUGUGUGAGAGCGGUGGUCAUGGCUCGUGAUGACUCCAGCGGUGGAUGGCUUCCUCUGGGCUCCGGGGGACUCAGCUGUGUCUCCGUACACAAGGUCAGCCGGACGGAGGCCGACGGCUCCAGCGGAGCAGAUUUCAUCAUCCACGGAGAGCGGCUCAGAGACAAAACGGUGCUGCUGGACUGCGUCAUCAGGAGGGAUCUGGUCUAUAAUAAAGUCAAUCCCAUCUUCCACCACUGGAGGAUCGGCAGCAUGAAGUUCGGCCUGACCUUCCAGAGCCCAGCGGACGCCAGGGCCUUCGACCGCGGGAUCCGGCGAGCCAUGGAGGACAUCAGACCAGGUGGAGCACUGUGCAGCGACACGGACGAUCCUGAAGACACCUCAUCACAGGAGACCGUGUCUGUCGGUACGCCAGUGAGAGACGUCUUCUGUUCUCGUGGUGUUGUGUCCACUGAGCCCUUCCGCAGCUCUUACAUACGAGCUCAGCCCUUCGACGAGGCUCUUACUGCCAGCCAGCGGUUCCUGCCUCCACAGGUUUCCUUCAGCAGCAGGCGGCACGUGAGCUUUCACAUGGACGAGGAGGAGAUCGUGCGCAUCAACCCGCGCAAGGACGUCCUCAUCCGCGGCUACGAGGACUACCGGCACCCGGUGCUGUGGAAGCAGGACCCGGAGCACGAGGAGCACGACGCCUCCGCUGCCUUCUCCAAGCUGGAGGGUAAGAAGUGUGACUUCCUGUUCGGCGAGGACCCGGAGCGGCACAGCGGCGGCAAGGACCCCGUCAAGACACAGCAGCCGCCGGCCCUCGGCAAGAGCAAGGCGUCCCGGCGGCGGAGAGAGGACGGAGAGCGCUCGCGCUGCAUCUACUGCAGAGAGAUGUUCAACCACGAGGACAACUGGCGCGGACAGUGCCAGGACGCACCCGACCCCAUCAAGCAGUGCAUCUACAAGGUGAGCUGCAUGCUGUGUGCCGAGAGCAUGCUGUACCACUGCAUGUCCGACUCGGAGGGAGACUUCUCGGACCCGUGCUCCUGCGACGCCAGCGAGGAGCAGUUCUGUGUGCGCUGGCUGGCGCUGCUGGGGCUGUCUCUGCUGGCGCCCUGCAUGUGCUGCUACCCACCGCUGCGCGCCUGCCACCGCUGCGGAGAGGCCUGCCGCUGCUGCGGAGGGAAGCACAAGGCUGCGGGCUGAGCGCUGGCUUCUGUGGCCCGACACGGGCGAAGCGUCACUCACCGCUCGACUGGAGCUUGUGGAGAGAGCGGCCGAGCGCGGAGGAGCUCCUGACCUGAGGAGGACCGUCCUGGAAGCACGGACACCAGGAGGAAGCGCACGUCCGGAGCGACACGUCGCAUCUAACUAUGUGAAGAAAUCAUAAUCCUAUCGUGUCUUGUACAGAGAUCUAACAAAGGGAUUUCCGCUCUUGGCUUUUUCGUGCAGUUAUUAACCGUGGCCUUUUCUUUUUCGACGCUAGGAAGUGCACAGACUCGUUGUUUUGCUCCCUCAUCGUGUUUCCUAAAGCAGAGCGCUGAUGUUUUCAAUCAAACAGCACUUAUUAUAAUCCCACAAGCGCUUCGAUUACAGAAGCUGCUCUCUGACUUUAUUCUCGGAGGACAUUAUUCUCACGGUGGAAUAUAAGUGUUUAUUUUGCAUGCAUGUUUAAAGCUGACGCUAAAUCUUGUUUUGACUAAUAAUCAGAUGUUUUGUGCAAAGAUGAUCUGUCAGUGUUGUGGGAAAGAACGACGGUUUACUUUCUAUGCAAGUAUUUCCACGAGACGCUCGGCUGUACAUAUCCACACUACUCCCGCAGUGACGGUACCCAUCGUGGUUUGGUUUCACAGCAUCAUGUACAUAAGUCACAUUUUAAUAUUGUUUCACAUUGAAAAGUAGUGGAGACGACGGAGAAGACGUGUGAGGCUUGAAUGUGUAGAGAUUCUCUCUAGUUUUGUAUCGCAGACAGUAAAUAGUGCUCCGAACAAACGUCUUAUGAAGCUGCUGGAAACAAUCACUAACCGCAUCACAAGAUUUAAUCAGAUGACUGUUAAUGGUGAUCUAGUUCUCCAGCACGGUUUAACUCUUCUGUGUUGCUUCUUCUGGUGAUCG